AUGUCUCUCUCAAUUAUUUUACCAUUAUUGUUAAUACAAUUGUUACUCACUAACGGUGAUAAUUUAUUAUUUAAUAUCUCCAACUGUUCUUUAUUGUUUACUAUUCAAGCAAAUUAUCAAUCAAAUAUAAUUCCAACCAAAUUUCCAAUUGAAUUUAUUGCUAAUUAUAAUUUAACAUGUAUCAUUUCAAAUUCCAGAGCUUAUUAUAAAAUAAUACCUUUAGAAAUUCUUGUUGUUGGUUCUUAUGAAGUUGAAAAUGAACCUAUCAAAUCGAUGAUUGAAUUACAUACAAAAAAAUUUUAUUUUAAUAUAAAUCAACCAUCAACAAUUCAAUUAUGUGUUUUAUCAUCUAAUGAUAGUGAUGAUGACGAUAAUCAUCAUCAAAUAUGCCGACAAAUUCAUAUUGGUAUUAACACUUUAUAUAACUUUUGGAAUUUACCAAUGAGAAUAUUUUAUAUUCUUUUAAUAUCUUCGAUAGGUAGCUAUCAUAUUUUAUUUUUUCUACAACAAAAAUGGCGCAAAGGUUGGAAAACACCAAAACCAAUACCCUCAGUUGUUAAACGAGCAUCAAUCAGUGAAACAAAACAUGAUACAUUUGAAAAUGAAAAAGUUAAUGAAGAAGAUAUGUCAGGUGAAGAAGAUGAAGUAUAA
Rotaria sp. Silwood2 is the source of this 651-nucleotide messenger RNA. Lineage: Eukaryota; Metazoa; Rotifera; Eurotatoria; Philodinida; Philodinidae. The record is from the annotation of a GenBank genome assembly.